This is a messenger RNA of Porites evermanni, 24180 nucleotides long. The record is from the annotation of a GenBank genome assembly. Lineage: Eukaryota; Metazoa; Cnidaria; Anthozoa; Scleractinia; Poritidae.
GGAAGUGAUACAUAAAACAAACAUGGCGGCUGGGUGAAACAUCCACAGUUUAUCUUCGGUUUCUUUUCACGAAAUGGGCUCUAGAUUGAGGUAUGAUGCUAAUAUUAUAGCGUUUUGGGAGUAAGUCGAGAUAGUAAUACAUCUUUCGUUCAUCCUAGGCCAUCUCCAGAAAAGAUUUUUGAGUGUUUCUUAGAAGUCACUGCUCCUAUCCCAACCGGUGGAGGUAAGAUUGUCUUACUUUAUCGUUUGAUUGUGCAGAAAGUUGUCCGAUUCUCACGAAUAAACUAUUUAACGCUGGAAACCCUUGGUAUAAUAUUUCUUCUGAGACUUCAAGUUGUGAUUCGCAAUGGAAGUUAUUAUUCCUUAAAAGUACUAGUUUCAUGCAUAUGUUAAAAUAUUUAGCUCACGUGUAAUAGCUGAGAAAUGGGCAACUACGUUGAAAUCAGCAUACUUUGAGCCUCAAACAUUUCGCUUAGUUUGGAACCACGUAAUUAUCUGUACGUUUAGAGCUGAUAUCGUCGUGACAUGAUCAGUUUUAUUAAUUUUUUAGCGUCCUUUUUUAGUGUUUUUGUUCGUAAGCGUAUGAUGAAUGAAAAUUAAGCUUACUUAAUCUAAUUUCCUCUUAUGCAUAAAUUUUCGAAUAAAACUAAUGUGCGCAAAUAACAGGUUAUUUCAAGUUAAAAUCUAGAUUGUUUAUGAUAUGAUGUUUCCCCUCUUAACAAUUUAGUAUUAUAUGUUUACAUUGCCCUGGACCAGUUGUUGAACUUCCAUUGUUUAAACCGACUAUAAAAUAUUUCAUUUCCGUACACUGCUUGUAUGGCUUUGUUUGUGUUUAGUGUAAUUCAUUCUUGUGAUUCGUACCUGUAGAAUUAAAUGUUUUGGUAAUAUCUUGCAGGUGUAUUGAGUGCACCUGUAUUUUCAAGAUUACAUGUUCAUCAGUGCUAGCAUAAUUGUAUAAAAGUGCCGGCUAAUGCCAGUACAAUGUGCAUGCAGUUAAAUUACUGAACAACAGUAUUCCCUUUUUCUGUCCACAUCUACAUUAUUAUUAAUUUAUUUGGCAAAGGUUGCCUUUAUGCCAUGAGGAGGGCUGGAUCCUCUUCCCUGAGAGAGAAAAAUAAUUAAUUACAUGAUUGAAAAAGAAUCAAAAUUAAUGCAAUACAUGAAUGCAAGUCAGAGAAGAAUUAUUGAUAUAUAGCACAUUGUAUAUGUUGUGGUUCAAUAAAUUUUAUCCUUGGUUUACAUUUUAUUUCUCUUUGUUUUAAACUCAUUAUCAUACAUUACGAUACCCCAAAGUAAAGGGAAAUAAAAUUAUGUAAGCCUCCAGUGUGCUAUUUAUAUACAGGAAACCAUCCACAAAAUGAUUUCAACAGAAAAUUUUGAUAUGUUUAAUUAUACUUAAACUGUACUUGAGUUUGUUGAAAUAAAGAAAAUGUAGCUUGAAAAUUGUGACAUCAGUGUUGGUAAGUUGUCACUUAAUAAACUCAGUUGAAUCACCAUUAACUAACCGUCCUUUCUUGGGGGUGGUGGGGGGUACCUGCAAGACCAUGCAGUCAAGUAGCUCAUCAUAAAAAGGACAAUUUUUAGAACAGACACUUCACUGCCUUGUCUGGGGGGCUAUGUAUGUCACUAGUCUGAUUUUUAAAACCUCUUGUUUCGUGUAUUGAGCAGCCGGGGAGCCAUGUCAUUGUAGUAGUUUGCUGUUGCAUUUAUCUGUUGUUUUGUGGAUAAUUUCAGCAGGAAGCCAUGUCGCUCUCAGUUUUUUGCUAUUAGUUGUGCUUUUCUUUGUUGCGGUUGCUGUUUCAACCCAUCUUGUUUUGCUUGUCACCAUUUCUGCUGUCCUAUAUAGGAUUUACCCUAACAUUGGACCUCCUUAAUGGAGGUUCGACUGCAGUAUGAAACAGUAUACAUGAUUUGAUGUUUAAAGUCCAUAAAUUUAAAAUAAAAAAGGGUUUUUGUAAAUUAGGACUUACGCUAUAUCCUGGCUUGUGUUUCAUUUGUGUGUGUAAUUGUAUUUUUUGGUUAUAUGAUUUAGGAAGUAUCCCUUUUCUUCCAGGUCCAGAGAUCAAGUUCAUUCAUCCCACAGAUUUUGAUGAAAAAGUAAGUACAGUAUACAUGUAUAAUGCAUAUGCAUGAGCGUAUAAGUUAAAAUGUGUUUUAAGUUUAGUUUUGAGUACCAGAGUACCUUAUAGCACAGUCAGUUAGUGCGCUGACUUAUUAACAUAGAGUAUUUGACCUUGUUGAGGGUCUAGAAUUUCAUGACUUAGUGACAUAGCUGUCUCAAUCUCGGGCUUUUUCAUGGCUUUUUCCCCUUUACACCCUUCUGUUGGGCAUUUUCCUAAGCUUUAUAGGUUUCUGUGAGACAGGUGCAGUAUUUCUAGUAUGAUUAAGCUCUGAUUGUAUGUGGUAUAUUUUACUUUUGUUCUGUCAUGUUGUUGUGACUUAUGGUAAGGUUAUUCUCUGAAUUUUGUUCUUGUAGGAAGCAUUGAAGGCAAUUCCUCAGUUCUGUUAUCCAUGUGUCACAAACUCGUAAGUAAACCUAUCUUUUACUGCAUGUUUGUAACCAUGUAUGUAGUUGGUCUGUUUAUUUGUCAUGACUUGACCCAACCACAAAUACAAAUGCAGUAUCCAAUACCAAGUGGCUGAGUGAUACAUGCACUGGACUUCAAAACUCUGCUGUGAUCACCGCCUGGAUUAUUCUAUUUUUUUUUUGCAUCCUGCAUGAGCUAUUAGGAAAAAAGAAUGGUCUAAAUUCUGAAAGAAGUUGGGAUUAUUUUUUUCUUACAGGGAAGCCGUCCAGCAUUACACAUUUGUGCUUACUGACAUUGAAGGGAAAUACAGAUUUGGCUUUUGUCGUUAUUCCCCUGAUGUUAAGACCUGCCUUUGCAUUUUGAGGUAAUUAGCUAUCAUCAUAGGGGUCGCUGGAAAGGUGCCAAUUCUUUCUUGCUCUUAUUUUCAAUUUAUUUAUAAAUUGAGGCAAGUAAAUUGGUUUUAUAAAGCACAUUGCCAAAACAAAAUCCCCAAUUUUCUUUUUUCAGCUAUUUGCCAUGGUUUAAGAUUUUCUAUGAGCUUUUAAACAGGAUAUCAGACUUAAAGAGGGCCAAAGAGGUGAGUAAUGUUGUGUUUAAGUGAUAAACUACCAUAUGCUGUUUAACAAAUCAGGAGGUCAGUUUUUAAUCCUGAUAAUACACGACUGGGAGUUUUUUGAAAAGCUUCAAAAUCACUGAUAUAGAUCAAGUCAUUGUUGCACUAAUUUGGGGUUAUUUUGGUCCAAAAAAUUGGAUGUAAAGUUUAAUAGCAGUGUCCUUAUCAGAUACAAAAACACUCAUUAAGCAUUAAUUUGUUGUUGUUGUUUUGUUUCUUUAUGAAUUAUGAGCAUUUGAAUUUCCAUUAAAAGAUUUACAAUGUUACCAGUAAGGCCAGGUGUGUGGGUUGUGUUAUAAGAAUUAAUCUGUAAGCAAAGUAUUAUUUCAUAGUAGCAGCCGACAUUUAUUUAGGACCUCUACAGUCAACCACAGUGCUCAGGGUUUGCACUGGCCCAUAGAGCAGUGGGUUGUGGGUUUAAUCCAUGAGGAUGGACCAAUACUCAGUAUCAAGUUACUCUUAAAAUAUUUGAGGAAGUCAAGUGGCAGUUCUUCUUUUACCGACUUUGCCCUUCUAGUACUUAUGACAGGACCUUUGCUCUGUGAUACCUUGUCGUCAAUACUUAAUUUCACGUACUUAAUUUUGCAAUUUUGGCAAAACAGUAUUUUGCAAGGUUUUAUUUUCACUAUUUCAACAGGCAAUUUAAUAAUUAUGACAAAGGGCAUUAAAUUUCAAUUUUUAAGCUUUCUCAAUGUCAUUUUAUUUUUCAAAAGAGUCUAAACCUCUUAAAAUAUAAACUGGGACAAGCAAUGUUGUGAAUUCUUUGUGAGUUGAUGUUUAUUUUCACAGCUGAAGGAAAAAAAAUUGGAGCUUGCCUAAAAAAUCAGUUAGCAAUUUGACAUACAGGUGUAUUUGACAAUACAAUGUGUACAUGUAUCCUGUAUGUGUUGUUGCUAUUAUACAUGAUAAUUAUAUUUUUCAGUGAUUUGAAUAGUAUAGAAUUAUUCUAUAUUACAUGGUUAUUAAAUUUCACAAGGUUUUAUUUUGGUGGCUCUUAAAUUUCACAAUUUUUUUACAAUCACAAAAAAAUUGAAAUUAAAGACCCGUGAAAUUAAGUACCAACAAGGUACGCAUAACUUGAUUGUUUUGUUGGUGUUCUUCUAGUAGUAUUCUUUGUAUUAAUUGCAUGAUUUCACAGUUCCAUCCCUUCUAAUUAGUUUGAAAGCCAAAAGUUGUGGUUUACUUCUCUGGCUGUUUUAAAGUAACCUAUAUGUGUGUGUGUGUGGUUUUUUUUGCAGGAUAAUGAAUUUCUUCCUUUGCUGAAUUAUCUUUUAACUCAAUCUCCUCCAAAACCUGGCAGUCCUUUAACAGUGAAAGUCAGUGAAGAAAGUAAGGUGAGUCACAGUGAAAUGCAGUGUACACCAAAGUACAAAUUAUUAAGUAGUUAAUAUGUACGUGAAGAAAAUUUUUACAAUAUAUUUAAUGUUACAUUUUUGUAUAUAUUUUUUUGUUACAUAUUUUUUACUGCCUAAACAUGGCAGGAUUAGCUCAGUUGGUAGAGUGCUUGACUGCAGAGCGGGAGGUUGCAGGUUCGAUUCCCAGGACCGGACCAACACUCAGGGUCUUAAAAACACUGAGAAAUGAAGGUACUUCCUUUGCCCUGCAAACAGCUAGACCUUCACAUGGCUUGAAUGACCUCGUAAAAAAGUGGUCUCAUCUCACAGGAAAAAAUAACGGAUUCCCAUUUUUGGAUAUUUUUGGGUAUUUAAAGAAUACCCACAAAAAUCCCAAAUUUGGAAGAGUGAGACAAGUCCCAAUCUGGGAACUUGGUUGGGAAUUCCCUGGUUGNUAUUUUUGGGUAUUUAAAGAAUACCCACAAAAAUCCCAAAUUUGGAAGAGUGAGACAAGUCCCAAUCUGGGAACUUGGUUGGGAAUUCCCUGGUUGGGACUUGUCUCACUUUGCCAAAUUUGGGAUUUUUAUGGGUAUUCUUUAAAUACCCAAAAAUAUCCAAAAAUGGGAAUCCGUUAUUUUUUCCUGUGUCUCCAAUAGGGGGCAGAAAAGGUUACUACUGUGGAUCCCUAAUAAGUCCUUUCUUACCAAAUCCAUUGACACUUAAAUAAAGUGCAUGAAGUGCAUUUAAUAUGUGAAACCCUUGAUAUUCUCAUACUGUCUGCUAAGAGGUGGUCAUUAAAAAAUAAUAUUUAUGGUUGUGCGGUCCUGCACCCGCGCACCAUCAGAAGCUCUGUUUUAAAAUGAUGUUAACACUAUAGCAUAUCCCAUACAUUUACAGCAUGAUAUCUCUAUAUUUAACAAACAAUGGGAACAAUAUUGUCAAUGUAGUCUUAUAACAGUGUGUACGAAUUGUCUGAAAUGUUUUGUUUUUUUGUGUAGGAGUUUUCAUUUGUUGUACCAGAUGUAUCAAAAUUACCAAGUAUACCAGAAGAUGUAAGUACUAGUUACAAUCUAUUCAUUAAACCUGUACUGUAUGUAUUUAAUGUUCAUCAUGCAGUUUUAGAGUCACAAAAUUAAAGGUUGUAGCUUUAUAUUAACCUAUUUGCCCUUGGAAAUUUUGCAGAAAAAUGCCAUUUAAGAUUGUCAAGCCAUGUCUGUUCACUAUCCGGCCAAAUGAACCAAAUCCUCUCACAAUGCUUUUUUAUAAGUCAGGCCUUUUGUUCUUGAUAAUAAAUACCAGCAUGCAUGGCGUGCACAUGCAUUCACUAUGAUUAUAAGGCUUCAUCAAUUGAGGAAAGUUUCUGCAAAAAUUUGAGGAUCGUAAAUUUAUGUGAAAGGAAGUAUUAUAUGGGAGGAGGCAUGUGGUGUGACCUGGCUGAGCAGUUAACACCUCCAAUUCGGGAUCUGGAGGUCUGGGAUUCAAGCCUCGCCUGUCGCAUUGUUUCCCUAGACAUGGACCUUUACUCCACUUUGUCUGUCGAUUCACCCAGGUGUAUAAAUCAUAGUUCCCGGUGAUAUACUGCUGGGGGGUAACCAUGCAUUGGAGUAGCAUCCCGUCCAGGUGGGAGUAGGAAUACUCCUAGGCAGAUGCUUUAUGCUAAGGACACUGGGAUAAGCUCGGGCCAUUUAGGCCUUUGGCUCAUGUGCGCCUUUGUACCUUUACCUAUGGUCAAUUCUUGGGGAUUUUGCAAUCAGUUGUAAUGGUCAUAGACUUUGUUAUUACAACAUCACAAGUGGUACAUGGGACAAGGAUCUGCACAUGGGUUAUGAAUGUUUUAGCUGUGAUGGGGUUAAUAGAUUUGUGUAUACAUUGUACAGCAGUGUUCAUAACCUUAAAAAAUAAUGUCAGGCAGGAGUAAUAUGUAAUGUUAUAAAAAAAAUAUAUAUUUAAUGAUAAUAAGGGCUACCCAAUUAUUUGCAUUUUUUGGUGUAAAGGGUCAAGUUUCCACUGUUUAUUUUUAGUAUUAAUGAUACCACCAGUUUUAUCCACCUUGACAAAAGAAAAUUCUUUUCCAUUUAUCAGAGAAAUCUCACUGAUUACUAUGCUGCCGUGGACCCAACAAAUAUGAUCUUAAUUUUUGCCAGGUAAUGGAUGAUUGAAUAGAUAUAUAUAUGUUGCACUUAAUUUUUUAUCUCAGGUAAUUGUUAUUAUUUUUUUGGUUCCCCGCAACUUAGCCUACAUUACCGUACCCAAAAACAAAAGAAAAACAAAAAUUACCUGAUAUUAACUACGACUAUAUUUACAUUAUGUGUAAUGUUGCUAUGCAAGGAAUACUUUACGCCAGUUCACUUUAUUAAUGGAGCAAUAGUCUAGCAGAGUCCUUAACCCAUUCGCUCCUGGGGAUUUUGCCGAAAAACGCAUUUUGAAGCUAGUCGAGUGGUUUUCUGGUCACUGUCGUGCUAUAAAGAGCUAAAACUUACCACAAACCGGUUUACAGGUCGUACACUUGGCGGCCUUCUGAUCCAGAUGCAAAAUAUCAGCUUGCGAAGUUCGGGCAUGCGCAGAAAGCAAAAUUUCGACAUAGUUUUUGGGUUUAAAAGUGACACAGCAGUCUUGACUUUUACUUUUCGCUUUCUCUCCUCCCUUCUUUUUUCGCUUUUCUUGCCUCAUUUUUUUUUUCUCUUGCUGGGCAUUUAGUAGGCUUCAUUUUGGUGGGAAGAGUUUUUAGGAAAGCUUUUAGGAUCUUAGGAUUAGGUGAAAGGAAAGGUAGGUGGGUAAUGGAACAAGAUUUUCAUGGAGAUUUUCAGGUCCUUGUCACGUGGUUUUUUGCUUCUUUCUCCGGUGUCCUUGACUGAAUUGUGGUCAUUCUGGUAUGGUUUGAAAGAUCUCUUCACUCUGCACAAGUUACCGAAGAAAGUUGUCCUUGACCGUUAAAACUGAUGACGUCACAAAGGGUAGAAAGGACCUGGAUCCGCACGGGCGGUUACGGGCGGUUCAGGGGCGAAUGGGUUAAUCAAAAAACCUAAAAAUGGCCUUUUACCAACUUUUUCACCUGAUUUUACUUGAAAUAGACAGAUUUGGUUGUUUUAUGCUGAAAAGUGGAUUUUUUUCAAAAAGCUUGGUACUUUGCUUAACCCAUUCGCUCCUGGAGAUUUUGCCGAAAAACGCGUUUUGAAGCUAGUCGAGUGGUUUUCUGGUCACUGUCGUGCUAUAAAGAGCUAAAACUUACCACAAACCGGUCUACAGGUCGUACACUUGGCGGCCUUCUGAUCCAGAUGCAAAAUAUCAGCUUGCGAAGUUCGGGCAUGCGCAGAAAGCAAAAUUUCGACAUAGUUUUUGGGUUUAAAAGUGACACAGCAGUCUUGACUUUUACUUUUCGCUUUCUCUCUUCCCUUCUUUUUUCGCUUUUCUUGCCUCAUUUUUUUUUUCUCUUGCUGGGCAUUUAGUAGGCUUCAUUUUGGUGGGAAGAGUUUUUAGGAAAGCUUUUAGGAUCUUAGGAUUAGGUGAAAGGAAAGGUAGGUGGGUAAUGGAACAAGAUUUUCAUGGAGAUUUUCAGGUCCUUGUCACGUGGUUUUUUUGCUUCUUUCUCCGGUGUCCUUGACUGAAUUGUGCUCAUUCUGGUAUGGUUUGAAAGAUCUCUUCACUCUGGACAAGUUAGCGAAGAAAGUUGUCCUUGACCGUUAAAACUGAUGACGUCACAAAGGGUAGAAAGGACCUGGAUCCGCACGGGCGGUUACGGGCGGUUCAGGGGCGAAUGGGUUAAAUAAUUGUUAUUAGCUAUUAUGUAGCUGUCAUUAUUUUUUUCUGUAACUUUAAACUUGCUGUAUAAUGUAUAAGCACUGUAGCUGUAUAGCCAGUGACACAGAGUUAAAUUAAAACAUUACAAUGGUUAUGAUGAGCAAGUUGCAACUUGUAUUGUUGACAAUAGUGAGAGUCAAUAUCUUUUCACCUUCAUUAAUGUUUAGCAUGCUGAAUGAACUAGCUUAACCUUGAACUGUGUGGGGUCACUGGUUUUUGGUGCACAUGUAGGUACAGGUUAUUGAAGUGUGUAAGAAUGUUACCCGGUAUUCACUUUAAAAGAGAACUUUAUUGAUAAUCACCUUGAAUGUUUUGAUUGUUUUUUUUUUUUCUCUUUUAAGUAUGUUCUUUGAGAGGAGAAUAAUAGUUACAUCCAAGAAGCUAAAUUUGGUUAGUUUAAAAGACUUCAGUAGUCUCUGCAUUUUUGUUUUCUAAACAUUUUGUAAUAGAAAGCAUUUUCUCUUGCAUUUUAAGGAUGACAAAUCCAAACUUUAAAGAUGAUUUUACUUUGGAAAGAUUAAAGUGAAGAAAACAUUGUUUGAAUUACACAGGCUCACUUCUAUAUGAGGCUUAGUAUUGCAAGCAUUGAACCCUCAUACUGACACCUUUUGUUUAAUAUUGAUGGAUAGCCCUAGAGUUAGACACCUACACCUAGUUCUGGUCACAAUGGCAUUAAUUUUGUCUUUAGAGAUAAGUAACAGCAAUUCAGUAGUCCUGUCCCACUCCCGGCCAUCUUAAAAUUAAUGAUCCUGUACAGUUGUUGUUGUAAUUGUAAUUGCUGUUUUUUUGUCUCAUCUCAGUAUAUUUUUUAUUUUAUUUUAAUUCCAUGGAGAGAAUAAGGCCACUCCUACUGCAUGGGAUAGCCACUGUCCAGCAUGCUCACUGAAAAUCUUUGAUGAUUUUUGUUUCAGUUGACAGCAUGUACUUAUGGAGCAGCUUCUCUGCUGUACCCUAUGCAUUGGUAAGUUUUUAAUCUCACACCACUGUUUUCUUUUCUUCCUUUUUUUUUUCCUGGGCAGGAAUUUGCGCUUUAUCAUCACAUUCUGUAAAGUUAUGUAGAUAAAUAAUGACUCAGCAAUUUAUUUCAGUGUUUGUCAUUUUGAUAACCAAUGGCACAAAUUGCAGGCCCUGGUUGUUCAAACUUUAGGUAGUGCUAUCCAUUGGAUAAAUGACUAUCUAGCUGAUAAGUAUUGGGGACAGAGAUUCAUCCAGUGGAGAGCAUUAUCCUCCUUUUGAACAACUGGGACCAGUGAUUCCACUGAACUUUCCGUAUGUAUAAGGUAAAUUCCUUGCAUCCCAUACAUGUAUGUGUCCUUGAGAGUAAUCUUAUGUUUCUUUUUUUCAUAGGCAGCACAUGUUUGUUCCUAUUGUGCCACCGCAUCUGUUAGACUACUGUUGGUAGGUUUAUCAACUUCUAUGUUACAGCCUUGCUUAUGCACGCUAGAGUAUGUUAUUGCUGGAUUUUUUGCCAUUUGAAACAAUAUGUUAUUAAAUCUUUUGUUGGUGUAUAAAAACGGAUGUGCAACUUUUUGUCACAUCAAUAUAAAAUACUCAAACAUAAAAAUCAAGGAAACGAACUAAAACACUAGCCACCACCAAAUAUUAGCAUCUAUACCCUCUUGGCCUUGGAAGGGAAUUUACACAUGACUCAGGCUGAAAUGUUGUACAUGUAGCAAUGCUUGUUUUAAUGCACUGGCCGUCUUAGGAAGAAUUAUAUAAAAAAUUUAAGCAAAUAUAUAGGAGAUACUAUGCAAGCAGAACUCUUGCUCUUCUAGAUAACCCUUGUUACUUGCAAGUUAUCCUUGUGCAAGGCUGAACAGGUAUUAACAAGUCUAUUAUCACCUUGUAUCUUUUCUUUCAGUGCACCAAUGCCUUUCCUAGUAGGAGUGCAUUCAUCAUUAAUGCCGGUGGGUACACUACACGUAUCUUGUCCUGAACUGAGCUGGAAUGCAGUUUUUUUUUUCACUUUCACAUUUUUCCAAAUACUUCAAUUCAUCAUCAUUGGUCGACUGAAGAGCAAUCAACUGUACGUCUUCUCAUCCAGUUGGCUCAGCUUGGUCUUAGUGCGCACAAUGUCUUCCUCUGAGACUGAAUGCUUAUUGGAGUCGAUCUAUUCCUGGUCUUGAAAUCAUGUUUCCAUUCUUUCUUUUUCAGAAAGUGCGUCAAAUGCCUUUGGAUGAAGUUGUAAUUGUUGAUGCUGAUACAAAUGUGGUGGAGAGUCCAUUUGAUGAUGUCUCUCAGCUGCCAGCUGAUGCUGUAAGUCACUUUUUAAUUCACCAAGUGUAUUCCUGUUUUUGGUAACUUUGAAUUUUGGGACGAAAAAAAUUUUUCGGCCUUAUUUUCGCCCCAGGUUUAGCUCAAAACUUAAGCUCAAAAUCGCUCAGAGCAGGGUUAGUCACCUGGGCCGAGUUGUUCAAAGCUGGGUUAAAAUAACCCAGGGUUAGUGCGAGAUUUGAAUUCAGAUUUGAAAGCUUAAAAAGCAUUUCAGUUUUAAUUUUUCUUGUCUACAAGUUGAUGAUUGGAAGCUCUAAAAAUAACAGAGAAAAUUACCCGAGAAAAUGCUUUUAGACGCAGAAAAAGAAACCUGUGUUAAAUUUAACCGCGAGUUAAGCGCUAAUCGACCUUCGAACAACUGGGCCCAGAACUCAAAUACGGUGACAUUUAUUUCGAUUCGUACAAAUUGCGAUCUGUUGUUGCGCUUAUCCCUUGUAUGCGCCAUGCUUUUAAUGGUAAUCAGUACACAUCUGUACCUCAGUCUCUUGCUAUUUAACGUUGAUGUCAUUUUCUUUAAAUGGCUCUGCGAAUAUUUUUAACUGACCUACGUUGCAUUAUAACAGUUUGAUCAUUAUUGUGCGUCAGUUGAUCACAUGUACGCACUGCGCUAUAUCUGUUUUGCUAAGCUUGAGAUAGCAGAAAAUGCCAGAGCACAAAUUAUUAUUCAACACUAUGACCGAUCUCUUCAAUAUUUACUAGAUUGUUGGCUAAAUGGACAUGAAAUUCAGUGAUUGUUAAGUACGCUGAUUCAAUUGCAGGAAAUAAGUCUACGAAUUUUGAUUUAAUCUCUGUUUGUGAAGCAGCUUUACUAAUAAUAUUAUGACUCACCAUUGUGUCUUACCCUGAUGCAUAUCUGUUUUUCGAAAUCGCACAAAUCUACCUACUUCCAGCGGUUUGGAGAAAGUACACGGGGCGUUUGUGUAAAUGAUGAGUGAUAAAAACUUCCUAGAAACAUUCAAGAAGUAGGAAAUGUCGGUGAAAAAACUCCCGUUUUCAGUUCCGCAUGAAUUGUGCCUUCAAUGUAGGAAUUACAAGAUAUCUCAAACUUCUUAUCGAUGUUUGUAAAACUUCGCUUAGCAGGAAAUAAACUCCCAUAUGUAGCGCACAAAUUCCUAGGGAAAAUGAGAACAAGGGGUAAAAUUCGAUUCAGAUCUAAAUCAAGUGUGACGUUAAAUUUAGUUUAGAGUCCCAUGGUUAGAAGUUAUGAUUUGUGAAUGUUUUUUUUUUUUUUCUUCAUUUCAGGUUUCUACCCUUAAGAGCACUCUCAAGAAACCUGUUUAUCCAAUUGAUGAUAAUAUUUCCAGGGCUUUUUUAUGUGCCAUGGUCUCGCUAAUAGGUGGAUAUAGAGAUGCUUUGAAGCUUAAGCCUGUAAGUUGGUGAUUUAUAUACUCAUGUUUAUUACUGUUUUCGUUGAGUACUAAAAAUCUAUAGACCUGACCGUAAGAGUCGAGAUAUUUUUAGAUAUUCAGAAGUUCCCGGUAAAUGAAGCAAAUGUGUAGAUAUUUAGACGGUGGGAGGCUAUUGAGCUAUGAUUUGAGUUUCUCUUUAACGCUUUUUGAAAUAGUUUUUAAACACCCUGUUCCCAGUGCUUUUCCUGAAUUUUUUCUCCGCGUGAGAACGAGCGAGCCGCGAAACCGGGACGUGAUGCGGCAAAAAACGCGGAGGAUAAGGCGGAGAAUAAUUUUAAGAGAAACCUUUGGGAUAUGCAAGCACUGAUCUAAUUCAACGGAUUUUCGUUUGAAGCAUGUAUCCAAAAUGGUGGAAGCUAAGAGCUGGUACCACCCUGAAUCGACAGAAUCUUUUUCUUCUACUUUUUGUGGUAUCUUUCAGUAAUUCUUCAGUACUGGAUGGUGUGAAAAAAAGGCAUUCCCACGUAGUUAUUUCCCCUAACCGUUUCAAGUUGUUUUUCUUCUUUUUUUAACCAAUGAAAACAUAAUAUGACAUAAAGAGGGUUUUUCAUCAAUUGUUUAUUUUUUUUUUUCGAUACUUUGGUCAGGCCUAAUACUAUGAGGAAGCGAGCCGGAUGGUUCAUGUGUUGUUUCACCGGUUAAAAACUUAACAAUUUUAAGUCUGUUUUAACAGUAAAUCUAUUUGUUUUUGAUUUCGUCUUCUCUGUGUUUUACUUUUCGUAACUUUGUGACUUGUAGUUCACUGUUUUGUUGCAGAUGCACUUUUUAAAAUACUUGACUUUUCUUUUUAAAUGAUAAUUUCAGGGUGAGAAGAUUUUCUUCGACAGAGAUGUGUAAGUGAUCUGUUAUAAUUAUCCUAUAAUGAGUUAUAUUAUAUCUCUGCUGUUUUAAAGUUGUUAUCUGGCCAAGUUUGCUUAUUUUACUGGACGAUCUAGGCUAGGUGCAAACAUUUCAAUUUUGAAUGAAAAAAUUUGAUAAUGGUGCAUAAAGGGCUGUCACAGUUUAUGACAGGAAUACUCUUUAUUUGUUUGCAUGGCUUAUGACGGUUUCACUGUUGCGUCGCAGAUUUGUGCAGUCAAGGUCAAAUAGUAUGAGACAUUUAUUGGAGUUCAUUCUUCAGUUACAGCUCUUUGAACAGGUACAUUUUGUUUUGUUGCAUUUUCUGUUUAUGAGUCGUUGUCAUAAUUCUUUAGCACUCUUCAAUCUUUGAUGAAUUUUUUACGAAAAUAUUGUUUGUAAUAAUGACAUACGAACAUAUGAACCCACAAUUGACCUGCUCCCAACGCCAGUGGCUUCAUAGCUCAGUUGGUAGAGCAUCGCACCGGUAAUCGCGAGGUCACCGGUUCAAACCCCGUUGAGGUCCUGAAUUUUUCUUUUUUUUUCAGGCUUCUUUACGCAAUUGCAUUAAUUGCGUUCACUGCGAUGAUCAUUUCUUCAUUUUCAUUUUAAUGACAAUACUGUUAAUGUUCGGUUUGUGUGUUAAUACUAACGUUUGUCACCUUUGAUGUUGUCUAGUUUAUUGCGGAGAGGUUGGAUAUGUUAAAUGCUGGACGGGGUUUCAACGAUGCCUUUGAAGAACAGAUCGGUUUACAGGCGGAAAGUAAGUGACGACUUGAAACAAAAUUUUAAACUUGUGCACGCUUAUUAUGCAGAUUGGUUGCUUUUGAAAGAAAGUGUGAAAUUAAUUAACGGGAAAAACACUAUUUAUCGAAUAAUGAUUGAUCGAUCGGUUGAUUUGAUUAAUAAUUGAUUAGUCGAUUGAUCUUUUCCUUACACUUAUUUCAUCUUGCAGAUAGAGGCAGUUGGAAAACUCAAUAUCAACUUUGGAUGAAAGAAACAAUGGUAUUAAGAUUAAUAUCUUAAAAAUAACCUCCUAGUUACCAGUUCUGCCAGUUUUUUUCCCGUUAAUUGUUCCCUAGAAGUCAAUCUUGUCGUAAAGCCUUUGUGCCUCUUCAAUCGUUUCUACUUCGUAAUUUGGUGAUUGCACCAUCCAUAACACCAAACUAUAAUGAUUGAUUAAAUAACUUGAAAGUUGGAAGAGUUGUUGUUAGUAGUGUUGUUUUAGGCGUGACAUGAUUUAGCUUGCGUUUAUCAGUGCCUUCAAGACUUAAAAGAUAUAACCAUUCGAUUUUAAUUCUUUACAAAUUAUUUCAUUACCUCCGGUUGUUGUUUGAUUUACAGAAAUCUGGGGGAGCGUUCCUUGAUAAGGUAUGUUUCAACCAAUGUCUUCUUUUCAGCUCUCUUUUUUUAGUUUUGAUUUAAAUCCCUUAUCAAACUUGGAACUAGUGGAAGCUUAUCACGUUGGAGAAGGAGAGAAAAAGAGUCCAAGACGUCUCUCUAAGACAGACCUUGCGAUAUGUUCUCCUGAUAGAAAGUCAAAGCCGGAAUAGCACUAAGCGCGCUAUGACAGGCGGGAUGAAGUCUAGAUUUCCGUUAACAGAGAGUUGCCUUUUAUGCAAAACUUUCACCAGGGCAGAUAAAUGUUGGGCGGUGAAACGAGCGCUCCGCUCUUCAUUUAAUGUGUGAUGCGGAGUAGGACUGGCACGAGCGCUCUUUCCGCGCUUCCGGUGCGCUUGAAGGCUGGCGAAAAUUUCCUUUUUGCAAACCGGAAAUCCUAUUUUCUUUCUGUAAUUUCAGGCUACAAUGUUAAAUAGAUAAUUUCGUUUCGUAACAAUAUCAAUAAACAGUUUCAUUUGUUUGUGUCUGUAUGCCUAUAAGUCAAACUUGUUGGUCGUAUAAUGCCAAAAUUUGAGUUUAAUUUGAAAGUGUUGAAUACCUCCUCCUUCCACUAAAUAUCACCUAGUCGUCUUUCGCCGUUUCGUUUGCAAAAGCUUAACACUUCUUAACCUCAAUUUUUACAUAUGUUAAAGGGGGAUAAAUUUUAUACAACAUAACAAAAAAUUAGAUUGAUAUAUUUUGAUAUAGUGCCGUUGUACUGCUUCAAACUUUGCUUCUCGGGUGCAAGGCGCCAUGGCGAUUCGCGAAAUGCGUCGCAAAUCUGGCAACCGCUUGUAAACAGCAUUUAUUGAGGUUAGUUGUAACGUUUUUUCUCCGUUUUUCUCUCUAAAACAAAACAAGGUAAACAGUAAAAACUGAGGGGAAACUAAUUUUGGAGUUUCGAAGAAACAGAAAGACGUAUGAGAUGUUUUUUUCAAAAUUAAAAAGUAGGAUUAUGGAGAUUGAAAUUAGCAUAAUUUCACCUUGCACGAGCUGCACGCAUUUAUAAAAAUGUAUGAAACACGAUCUGCUGUCUUUUAGUUUUGCCGUGGAUGACAUAGAUGAGAUUAUGCUCGGACGCGCUCGUUUCAACGCCCAACCUUUAUCCGUCCUGACUCUCACCAAUCCCAGUCGCGCCCAGUUGUAGCUUACAAGAAAGUUAAUGUAGCACCGCUUGUUUGUUAUAAGCUUCUGGCUUGUUUAUUCUGCGGUAACCUGUUCUGAUGGUGCUUUCUAGAUGCACUAACAUAUAUAAAGUCGAACUUCCCGUAAGCGACCACCCAAACUGCAAAGACAUCUGCUUUAUGGAAGAUAAGUUGCCUGUAUUGCAUACAAUUUCUAAGUUACGCCAUGUGUAGUUCCAUGUUGUCACUAAAGUUCUCCGUAUCAUGAUUCAAAGUAGCACAGUGCACACUGCGAACAUAGAGAUCAGGGAAUUCGUCAAGUUAAAAACAACAGAAAAUCAUUAAGCUUUCAGGCCCAAAAAGUGUUCGCGGUCGCUUACUACGAGAGGUUGUCGUUUACUAGAGGUUCCAACUGUAAGGCUUUGAGUGGGAAAGUUUUGGUGUUUUGGAUUGGCGGUCGCUUAUGGGAAGUGGUCGCUUAGGAGAGGUUCUCGCACACGGAGGGUCGACUGUACCAAGAAACAGAAAACAAAACAAAAUUGAAUUAAGCGUGAUAUAAAACCUCAAUAUAUGAUAACUCAAACAACAGCAGUGUAGAUCAGUUAAAGGGGACUCUUGCCAAUCUUCGAAAUGUAAGAUGGCGGCCAUGCACCACCAUCUUUGCUGCAAAAUUAAGAGGAAUAACAUCACAGAGAUUCGUUUCCAGAAUAUCAUUACUAAUGAUCAAUGCUGUUGUUAGACGGAGGAAAAAAUGAAGAAGCGGUACAAGGAAGCCAAGCACAACUGGAAACACGUGAAAAGUGGAAUAAAAUCUCAGCUAGCUGACGUCAAAGGUGGAUUAGUAGACAAACUUAAAGGAAAGGUAACCAUCCCGAAAUGAUCGAAGAUUUUAUUUACUUCUCCUUAUAUUCAAUUGAAAUUGUUCGUAGAAAGAAAAUAUAUAAAUGCUGAAACGUUCAAAAUUGUAUUAUAGAGAAUUAUUCUUCAACACCAAAAGCAAUUUCUUGAAAGUUCGCGGAGAACCCAGAACCCAUCCGGCCCCUUCGAAUUCCCCUUCCUAAUCUCUGCAUAACUUGAAAGAAAUUGUUAGUGUUAUAGAGUAUUAUUGUCCACAAUAUAAUCUCCCAACAGCUAAAUCUUCAUUCUGUCGUUCAAAAUUGUGUUUACAAGGUCAAAUAGCUAUACAGUUAUUAUUGCUUACUGGAAAUACGCGAGUUUAUUCUCCUCUGAAGUAAUCAUGUUAGUAUUAUUUUACUAUUAUAUUAUUUAAGGCGGAAAUGUUUUUUAACAAUUGUAUGUCUGUGUUUCUGCGUGUGUUUGUGUGUUUGUUUGUUUUUUUUUAGGAAGAUGACGAUUCUGGCGGGGAGCAAAAAAGAGCCCAUACAAACCCGGAGGCAGUCAAACCUUUCUCAGUUCGCAAACUUUCUCCAUUUAACAAACGAAGAACUAUUUCGCCUGGCGAGGUACUAGUGAUUUCCUGCAUGAGAUUGAUUAACUUUCGUGCAACAAAAGAAGCAUUAUUUUCACUACUUGAAAUGUGAGAACGAAAUUCCGAUAAUUUUAACACUAUUUGGAAAUUUCAGCUAUCUGAACUGAGGUGUUAAGACAAUCUGAGAAGACAUGAUACACCCAUAGCAGUACAUUUUGAAACGCCUUAAUUUUCUACCUUUAUCGUCGUCAUCAUCAUGUCUCAUCGUGCCAAUAGGCGCAUAAGGCCUCAAUUUUCUACCUUAGUUUCCUUUCAUGGUUUACUUUAUACAAGUCCACGCUAAAGUGAUACUCUGAAUGUCCUGUGAAGUGAGCCAGGAAGGAAAUCCGAGCGGUAAAGAAGUUGAAAAGUUGCCGCGGCUUUUGAAAUUGUUGAGUCUGAAUUGUUUAAAGGGGUUUUAAGGUUUAAACUUAACGUUACACAACGAACGCUAUUCAACUUCCUUUUGUAACAACAUGAGACGUAGGCUCGAUUUCCACAGCUCUGUCCGGUGUCUGUCUGUUCCUCCCAAGAGAGAGAGAGAAAAAGAGAGUAGUGCGGGCUCGUUUUUCAGAAAAGCAGCUGGUAAUCGAACUUAUAUAUAUCUUCAUAUAUACAAGGUGUCCCCUUGGCACCAGACUGAUAUCAAACGGUUCAGAAAACUCAAGUUUUAUAGGAAAUACACCGAAUAAGACGUACACUGUCAGUAUCCAGUGUUACGGGAAAAAACUUCACCAUUACUUCGUUUUCUUUUAGUUUGAAAGAGUCAAAAUCGAACCAGGCUCAAAAGUUGCUCCGCCCAGGCCCCCUCCUCCCCGGCCAUUUCCAUACGCAUCAGACAGGCGCCCUCGAACGUCAGCCUUAUCGAAAGCGGAAGGCAGGUCCUCUCCAAAGAUGAUUACAAGACGUAGUGUUCCCAAUCUCGUGGCAAAUGUGGCAGUUGGCGAACUUAUCUCGUUAGACGACUCUACAAACUCUUCAGAUGUUAAUGCAGACAGUGUUCUGUGUGCAACGGACCCUAAGGUACAUCACCAACCAUCCAUUAUUCAUAAACUGUCGUUAAACCUUUCCAUAUUAUACACCUAAAUAAUACGGACACCUCUCACUCUAUGAUGGACAGACAGUUCUUGUCGUCCCAAAGACACCAAAAGCCUGAAACCAAUACAGACAGACAGACGCUCAUGUAAUACGGACAAUUUUCUUUCUCCCUUUUGUAUCCGUAUUAAAGGUUUGACUGUAACUGGGCCUGAAAAACGGACUAAAGUGCGCGAGGACGGGGACUUCUUCACAUACAGAUUAGCGUUUCGUUGAUAAAAUUGGAUAGAAAACAUUCGUCGUAUUCCAAAAAUGUUUGUUGUGCCACUCAUUGAAAUGACAAGGGCGUUAUUCAGAGACAGGCAAUAGGUAACUUAUUACAUAAAUCCUACAGCGAUAAGUUAUCGUAACCCGUUAAAUGAGAAGCAUCCUAUUUGUUUUAUUAUUAUUAUUAUUAUUAUUAUUAUGUCGCAGUAUGAAACUUUGGAAUGCUGUCCACAUUAUGAGUAGUAUAGGGCGCAUAGCGUAACCUAUACCACUUGAGGAGCUAUACUUAGAAGUAAAAAAAGGUCGAUACGAAACCUAAUACGAUCCUAAAAUACAUAGUGAUAUGAAUCUCUCUACUUAAAAAGCCAAUUUAGAAUAUUAUUAAAUUCUGAUACUCUGUAAAACCUUCGCUAUCUCUACAAAAACUUAUUUAUAAUAAUAUCAAACUCUAAUGUUCUAAAAAAUCUAAGUAAAAACGUCAGCAAGCUUGUGUUUCUAGAUUUCUAGAGAAAAAACAAAAACCUAAAAACUGAAGUCCAUAGCGCCCUAACUAAGUAUUUAUCUUAAAUGUUCUGGCAAUGUUUAAAGUGUUUGAGAUGACCGACUUCUGCAUCCGCUCAAGUACGCUCCGUGCUCUCGCUCCAAGUAGCUUCCUCACCGACUUCUCUAGGUGUUUAGAGUAACCCCCCAGUACGUCAAUUAUUACGUUGUACUGUUCAACCCUGUAACCAUUGUAUCUCUGCUUCAGCUCCCACAUCAUGGGCCCAUACUUGAGUGUCUUUUCCUCAUCUUUCUUAGCUCUACUCUCAAUCCAUGGGCAGCUCAUUUCAAUUGUGCAGACUUCUUUCCUCUCGUGGCUGACAAGUCGCGCGUCGAUCCGAUUUGCUCUAACUUCGUUGUGCUCUGCAUAGAUGGGAAUAUCCCAAAACGCCUCACUCGUGGUGUUCUGGUAGGCUGGUUUUGGCAUCACCGGUGAGUACCAUGGUGGAACCUCUUCUAUUAACCCAUGCUCUCGCAGGAGCUCAAAAAACAGAAUCUUCAAAGCUGCAUUAUGCCUGUAUAGGUACUUGGUUUGUGCCAGGGAGGAACAUCCAGCCAAUACAUGUGCAACGCUCUCAGCUACCUUCCCACAUAACCUGCAUAGAACUUCGCCGUCGGUGGAGGUUUGCGUCUUCUCCUUUGUGUAGAGCUUCGUAGGUAACAACUGCUCAUACAAUUCAUACAUGCCCGCGAUGGUAUAUGUAGGGCAUGUAGCCCAACCUUUUAACCAUGCAAAGCAGCUGGUUAUGCUUAGGCUCUCAUCUUCCCAUCUGAUACGGAAUAACUUUCCUUGCCACUUUUUGUGUUUAGCGAUCUCCAAAAACUGCUUCUCUUGAGAUUGCUUCAACAGAUUCCCAGCUCUUGCUGCAGUCACCACCUUUCCUUCUGUUGUAAUACACACGGGAUUUAGGGUAUCAAGCUGAAGUGUGAUGUUGAGUUCUUCAGCGUACUUAGCUGCUUCCUUUACGAGCGACUGGUGGCCUGAUGCCAUGUCGUGUUCUUCAAAUUCUCUAACUGCUUCCACAGUCUGGUCCGGGUUCUGAUACAAUUUCAGUAGCGAUUUGAUUUUAGUGAUCUUGUACUCGUGUUCGACUGAUCCGAGGCCUCUACCCCCUUCCUCCCUCGGUAGAUAUAACAAAGAAGUCAGGCUAGCUGGGUGCUUGCCACCGUUCGCAACUAUAAUCUUCCGAGCUGCUCUGUCCACAUCUCUUAACUCUGAUAGAGGCCAAUGCUGUGUCCACAUUAAGUACCGCAGAACCGGGAGUGCAUACUGAUUAGUUGCCUGCACACGGUUACAAUCAGACAGGGGUCUGGACCAUAUAAUAGAUAUCCUGCGUAGAUACUCUUUAGCCGCACAAGCUAGGGCCAGCCGUUCAUCCUGUCGAGCGUUCUCUAGCACGCCCAGGAAUUCGUAGUGAUUUCCUUCCCCAAGAGCCGUGAUGGUAGUUGUCUCGUCCAUCCUCAUACCAGACUCGUCUAGCAUUUGGGCUCCCCUCUUCACGUGUACCACUGAGCACUUUUUCUGAUUCCAGUGGAGGCCGAUCCGGUGUCCUGCAUCGCUCCUCUAGUCUCUUUCAGCAUUCGGUUCAGCUUGCUCUCGGAGGCAGCAAAAACCUUGACGUCGACGAUAUACAGGAGAUCGGUGACUUUGACUCCUAUAGGCUUGGAUAACCGGUAUCCCUCUGUUGCCCGCAGGUGCCACGCUACAGGGUUCAGGCACAGUGUAAACAGUCUAGGACACAAAGCGUCCCCCUGGGGUAGUCCCUUCAUGAACCCUAUUUGUCUAGAAGUCUCUCGCCCUUGCCUUGUUGUAGCUACUACUUCAGUAUUCCAGCUCGCACACAACUUGCGUAUAACUUCACCCAGCCAGACGGGAAGCCUGUGUACGUCAGUCAUUGCGCAUAACCAAUCAUGAUGGACGGAGUCGUAGGCUUUGCGCACGUCAAUCCAUGCCAUACUUAAGUUCCUUUUGCCUCUGUGAAAAUCCAGCAUUACUGCUCUAUCUAUUAGCAAGUUAUCCAUCGUACCGCAACACCCUGAUUUCGCUCCUCUUUGCUGGCCUUCCAUCAGGCCAUAAUGUUCAAGGUGUUGGUCCAUGGGUGCCAGGAGGCAAGAUUUAAACCACUUAUACAUGUUAUUCAGACAAGUAAUAGGUCUUUGAUUUUCACUGAGGAACUCGCCUUCUUUCGGAAUGAGGGAGGUUUUCCCUUCAGAAAACCACUCGGGGUAAUCUUCGUCGCUCUUAGAAACUUCUUUGAAGCUCUCGACCACACCCUCGUGCAGGGUGCUAGCACGUUUCCACCAAAAGUUAGUGAUUUUAUCAGGCCCUGGCGCACUCCAGUUGCGCUUCUUGGACAGGACUUUGACCGCUUCCGCUACUUCGAGAGCCAAUUGGUCGCCUGUCGGUGGCGGUACUUUCUCGUGGAUCGCGAGCUUUACUUCCUGCGUUCUUAUUCCCAGUCCCUCUCUCUUCCCACAGCUUUCUCCAAAACCCGCUCGCUUCUUCAAUGUUUUCAAACAUUCGUAAAUCAUCUCGAGCACGUUUUCCAGGAUCUUUAUAUCUUGGCCGCUCGUUCUCUGGGUCCCUCUUCAACAUCUCACUCAAAUUCGCAAACACUCUUCCAGGGACCGUGUUAAACUGUUGGUUAAUCACACGCGAGACCUCUUGUUUCUUUUUCCUGUCAAACCCACGUUUUAACUUUCGGAGCUCCGACUUUUUUUUCUCCAUGUAGCUAAUCAAACGUGCCACAGAGAUGGUUUUGCAUUCUUUUUGGAGGUGAGACCUAUUUUUCCUUCCUUUUCUCGUGAUCUUUCUAUUUCCUUUCAACCUUUCGAUUUCCGCUCUCGCGAUUGACAGUUGUUUUCUGAUCUUCGCCGCCUCCUGGUCGUAAAUUUUUUUAAGCUUUUCCUUUCUGUCCUGCGGUUUGUCUCUCUUUAUUGGCCCUUGUUUUUUCCAUCCUUUCAUCAACAAAAACGCGCAAACCACCGAGUAAAGAGCGCAAUUAGCUAACCACAGAAAACCAAACGGGUUCUGCGUUGGUGUUACCUCGUAGCGCUCCAUUAAUAAGUUAAUCGCUUGGUUGAUUUCUUCCAAGUCUUUUGUUGAUGGUGUUUCUUUUUUCCUGGUGUCAAUGUCACGUUGUGAAUAGUCUCCAGGGUGGGUGCUAAUUGUUUCCAUUAUCCUGUUUGCUGGCUCUAAAAUGCUACACCUUUCUUGAUCACCGUUGUUAAGUUGUUGUUCUUGGGUCAAGGUGGUAUGCAAAUCCGGAUCUGAGAAAAGAUCACCAUUGUUACGCUGUUGAUUUUGGGUCAGGGUUGUAUGCAAAUUCGGUUCUUCUUGAUCAGCAUUUUUUGCUAUUUGGCGUCCGUUGUUUAAGGCCCCCUCUGCGUUAUCUCCACCUCUCUUCGCUUUUAUUCCGUUAGUGAUAGUACUAAUAAGGCUGCCUAGGGAUUUUUCAAGUCGAGCGGCUUGGUCUCGUAAAUUCUGCUUUGUAAACCCCAUAUCUUCGUGCCCCAUUUGAUCCCAUAGUUCUUUCAUAAGUUCCAUAUACCCCUUUCGUCUUCCAUUAUCCUUAACUGGCGGAUUCUCCGAUUUUGCGAGUAAUAGCGCUUGCCGCUUGCACUCCAACAGGUCGCUGUUCAUUUGUUCCGACCAUCUUAUCCCUCCUGCUCUCGCAUUCCUCCCGUUUAGCGAUUGCUCUUCAAAAUCCGCCAUAGUUUCGGUUUAGCGUACUUCACUUUCAACUUCUAAUAGUAGAAAUCCGCCCUCAGUCGUCUCCUUGUUAGAUAAACAAGAUGCAAAGUACUCAGAAGAACUUAAGAAUAUGCCUAGACGCUUCGAGCUUGGUUUGCUUUCGUUUGGGCAAGGCUAUGAAAUAGAAUUAUGGAGCUACCUCAAAGCACAACCUCCCUACUUGCCGCCAUGAUUAAAUUAUUAUUAUUAUUAUUAUUAUUAUUAUUAUUAUUAUUAUUAUUAUUAUUAUUUAUUUAUUUAUUUACACUUCAAAGUUGAUCACCUUUUCACUUUAUUAACCUUUGUUGCUUUGUUUAACAGUCAAAUGAACCUGAUGUAGAUCUCAAACAAGUUGAUCGAACUGCAACAAGCGAUGAUUCAAGCGAAGUGUUCACCCCUUCUGGAACUAUAAACAACCAGGAACCUGACUUUACUUUACGGCGAUCAGGUUCCGACAGGCGAACAUCAGAAGGAAGCGAGGUAUCUCUAGAAAGGAGCAAAUCUUCGCCAUCCAGACCUAAACCGCCUGUUCCUAAGAGACCAGCUUCUGUUAAAAAGAAAUCUCUUGGUUCAGUGGACGCGUUAUUAGAAACAGGUUCACCAAAGGAUGACACCAUAUCCCCGCUAAGGCCAGUUUCGUUGUCUUUAUUACGGGACACAGUGGUCUCACUGCCACCUGACGCUCAAGAAUUUUUGUUUACUGAAUCCGAGAUAAACUCGUUUAAUCUCAGUGCGGGUGAUGCUAAAACGAAUUUGAAUUCUGCGAUAAUUACAAAGGAGUCUGAACUUCUGGAAAGAUCCGUUACUUCUCAAAAUCAUCUUGGCGCAGUGGAUUUAUCCAGACUUGAAAUAAGAAGAGAUAGCGGUCCAUACGACAAUUUCCCGAGGAUAAUUCCGGCUCAGGAGUCUUCAGAUAACCUAGAGAUAAUCCGGGAGGAAAAAGCAAGCGAUAAACAAAGCCAAGUGUGUAACGCACAGCAAAGCUGGGUUAGCUUUGAUUAGUGAUUAUUCUUUUAGUAUUAUUAGGGAGCUUAAGCAACGACGACAGCGACGGCAACGAAAAGGGCAAAAAAAAACGCAAUAGGUUUUAUUGGCAAAACAUCAAAAUUUGCACGUGCAUCACGCUUUUUGUGUACAUUUCUUAGCCGUCGUUGCACGACCACAAUGGAAGGGUUUGUUCGAUUGACCUUAUUCCGUGACGGGAAUACCUGGAGGAAAAAUACGGAAUAAGUGGAAUAUAUUUCAAAUGAUCUGCUUCGUGGAGCAAAUUGCUUGGAAUAAAACGAAAUAAUCACGCCAUUUUUCUCGCGUCGCUGUCGGCUUCACAACAACAAAGAAUGUAUUCCCAAAAUAAGGUUAAUCGAAAGCAUCACUUUUUCGUAACAAGCUAACAUGAAAAUGUUCAUUAAUUAGUUUCAAUCCCUCUGUUGAUAAGUAAAUUAUAAACAGUUUUGUUUCCUCCGUCAUUCAUAUGUCCGGAAUCCGAGAAGUUUUUGCUUGUAGAAUCCAGACCUCAAGGGAUCCGUAAUGCCGCUCAAGAUUGGAAUUCUGACUCGAAGUUACUCUUACAAGGAAAUCCGGAGUCCAUAGCUUGAAUCCAUAAUCCAAGACUGUCUCGGAUUACCUUAUUAUAUGGGGCAAAAUGAACGAACCUAUGGUCCAAGAAUACGUUCCCAUCGUAAACACUGUUAAAACUAAGACAAAAACAGAAUAAUAAAUAAUUGUACAGGCGUCAACGCUCGUAAGCUAUUAAACCACGACGAGUUUACUAAUUUUAUAACUACCGAGCGUUGUUUUUGAAUGAAUAGUAAACUUGGUCAAAUCCUGUUGACUGUACGAG